GGCUUCCUAAAGAGCGAGCGCGUCUCCCGGAUGGUGCAGAGCGGCGGCUGCUCGGCCAACGACUUCCGGGAGGUCUUCAAGAAGAACAUCGAGCGGCGCGUCCGCAGCCUCCCGGAGAUCGACGGCCUCAGCAAAGAGACGGUGCUGAGCUCCUGGAUCGCAAAGUACGACGCCAUCUACAGGGGGGACGAGGACAUGCGGCGCCAGCCACAGCGGGCGCACCUUAGCGCCGUGUCAGAGCUCAUCCUUAGCAAGGAGCAGCUGUACGAGAUGUUCCAGCAGAUCCUCGGCAUCCGCAAGUUUGAGCACCAGCUGCUGUACAACGCCUGCCAG
Messenger RNA from Plectropomus leopardus (leopard coralgrouper), 333 nucleotides. The record is from RefSeq and is a predicted model, not a curated record. NCBI's taxonomy places the organism in Eukaryota, Metazoa, Chordata, Actinopteri, Perciformes, Serranidae.